This is a messenger RNA of Prosopis cineraria, 3096 nucleotides long. Its product is annotated as disease resistance protein Roq1-like. The coding region runs from base 64 to 3012 and encodes 982 amino acids. NCBI's taxonomy places the organism in Eukaryota, Viridiplantae, Streptophyta, Magnoliopsida, Fabales, Fabaceae. Gene Ontology annotation, biological process: defense response; signal transduction. The transcript is spliced from 6 exons. The record is from RefSeq and is a predicted model, not a curated record. Gene Ontology annotation, molecular function: ATP hydrolysis activity; ADP binding.
CCAAGAAAAAUAGUACAAUGGAGAUCAAAAUAUAUUAGUUGCUUUACUUCAUCAACAGGUACCAUGGGAUCAGAUCAAUCAUCAUUUUCCUCUUCCUUCACCUAUGGAUGGACUUACGAUGUGUUUCUCAACUUCAGGGGCGAAGAUACUCGCUUUGAUUUUACCACAAAUCUCUACAAGGCUCUGCAUCAGAAGGGUAUUCAUACAUUUAUAGAUAACCGGGGCCUUACAUCUGGCGAACAGAUUUCAACUUCGCUUUUCAGAGCCAUCAAAGAGUCCAGAAUUGGUAUCAUUGUUUUCUCCAAAAACUAUGCUUCCUCACCAUUUUGUUUGGACGAGCUUGUUCAGAUCCUUGAGUGUAUAAAGAAAAAUGGUCGAUUGGUUUUGCCUAUUUUCUACGACAUGGAUCCAUCAGAAGCGCGACAUCAAACCAAAAACUUUGGGGAAGCGUUUGCCAAGCUUGAGAAAAGGUUUGAGAAUGACAAGGUGCGAAAAUGGAGGAUGGCUUUGCAAGAUGCUGCUGAUAUUUCUGGUUUCCAUUUUAAGCAAGGGCUUGAACUUGAAUCUGAUUUCAUUGAGGGGAUCAUUAAAGAAAUCUCAAGGAGGUUGAAUCAUCAACCUUUCCAUAUUGCUAACUAUCCGAUUGGACUUGAGUCUCGAGUGCCAAAAGUAAUUUCCCUUCUAGCUGUUGGAUGCAACAAGGGAGUCAAAAUGGUGGGGAUUUGUGGAAUUGGCGGGAUUGGAAAAACAACACUCGCUCGAGCAGUGUGCAAUAUGAUUGUUGACCCAUUUGAAGCCUUCUGUUUUCUUGCUGACGUUAGAGAAAAUUCAAUUAAAAAUGGCCUUGUUUAUCUCCAGAAAAAACUUCUUUCCCAAGUGAUUGGGAAGGGUAUCAACAUUAGUGAUGUCAACGAAGGAAUCUCAAUAAUAAAACUGAGACUCCAACGGAAGAAGGUUCUUCUAAUUCUUGAUGAUGUUGAUAAGCCAAAACAAUUACAAGCAAUUGUUGGGGCACCUGAUUGGUUUGGUUCUGGAAGUAGAAUUAUUGUGACAACAAGAGAUAAGCAUUUGUUGGCAAGACAUGGCAUUGAAAGAAUUUAUGAGGUAGAGAGCUUAAAUCAAGAAGAAGCCCUUGAAUUGCUUAAAUGGAACGCCUUUAGAGAAAAUAAAGUUGAUGCAAGUUACAAGGACAACUUAAACAAUGUCGUAUUGUAUGCUUGUGGUCUUCCAUUAGCUUUAGAAGUUAUAGGUUCCAACUUAUUCAAUAAGGGAAUAAAUGAUUGGAAUUCUGCAUUAGAAAAUUACCAAAGAAUUCCCAUUAAAGAGAUCCAGCAAGUACUCAAAGUAAGCUAUGAUUCUUUAGAGGAAUAUGAGCAAGAAAUUUUUCUUGACAUUGCUUGUUGUUUUAAAGAAGACAGCUUAGAAUAUGUCAAAAGUGCUCUAUAUGCUCGAGGUAUAUGUCCAGAUUAUGAUAUUAAUGUGUUGAUUGAUAAAUGUCUCAUAAAGAUUGAUUCUGGUCGUGUGACAAUGCAUCAAUUAAUUCAAGACAUGGGUAGAGAAAUUGUUCGACAACAAUCACCAAAAGAGCCUGGAAAACGCUCUAGGUUAUGGUAUCAUAAAGACAUCAUUCAUGUUUUGGAAGAAAACAAGGGAACUGAGAAUAUUGAAGCCAUAAAUUUGGACAUGCCUGGAGAUGAAGAGAUUAAUUGGAGUGGAAUGGCUUUCAAAAAGAUGCCAAAUCUUAAGAUUCUUAUGGUUAGAAAUGCAAGAUUUUCCACAAGUCCCAAGCAGCUUCCAAAUAGUUUAAGAGUGCUAGAUUGGAAGAAAUAUCCUUGUUCAUCUUUUCCACCUGAUUUUUAUCCCAGGGAACUCAUUAUCCUCAAGAUGCCUCAGAGUUUCCUCAUACUGGAUGAACCAUUCAAGGGGUUUCAAUCAGUGAGUGUGAUGGAUUUCAGAGGCUGUAAAUUUUUAAGAGAAGUUCCUAACUUAGAUGGAGUCCCAAAUUUGAAGGAACUAUGUCUUUCAAACUGCAUCAAUUUAAGUAAAUUUCAUGCUUCCGUUGCAUUACUAAACAAACUUAAAAGGUUAAGUGUCAAAAAUUGCAAGAAGCUUGAGAGCUUUCCAGGCAUUAGGUUGUUAUGCCUUGAAUUUCUUGAUCUCUCAUGGUGCUCCAGCCUUCGAAGAUUCCCAGAGAUAUUACAACCCAUGGAAAAUAUUAGAGACAUUCGUCUAGACUAUAGUGGCAUAGAAGAAUUGCCACUGUCAUUCAAAAAUCUGAUUGGCUUGCAAAAAUUAAAACUUUCAUACUGUGAUGUUCUUCGAAAAGUUAGAGCCAUUCCGCCAAACUUGAAAGAAUUGGAGGUGGUGGACUUGAAUUUGAAGUCUGGUAGCGUAUUGCUGAAUCAGGCAUUACGAGAGGUUGAUGACUUGAGGUUUGUAAUACAAGAAGACAGGAUGCCAGAAUGGUUUGAUCACUAUACUAAGGGAGGUUCAAUGUGUUUCUGGAUCCGAAACAAGUUCCCAAACAUGGCCCUUUGUUUUGCCGGAAAAGUUGAUGAUGAAAGAUAUUUUAGAAAGCCUUGUCUGGAUGGUUGGCUCUCUAUCAAUGGCAAACUCAUUGAGAAUCUAGAGCGUCAUGUAAUUGAUGGAAGAAUUACAUCACAACAUGUGUUUCUGUUUGAUUUUCGACGCCUAGUUCCUGAGGACAAACUAAAGAGUGUGGUCUUAGAGCGUCAAUGGAACCACGUUGAGAUUUCUUAUUACUUGACUCAUAGGAAGAAGCACUUACCAGCAGCAUGGGGUGGGAUAUAUGUGUACAGGGAGAAAUCUAGAAUGGAAGAUAUCAAAUUCAAAAACCCUAAUGGGGAAUCUCUCCACAGUUCUGCAAAGUUAAUCUUGCGCAGGAACAAGUGGCCCCAUGUUGAUUUCAGAGUCAUCAAAAGCAGUCCUAACGUAAACGGUUUGCUUGUCCUUGUCUGCCGAGUCCUGUUGCUGCUACUUAGUAGUUUGUAGUUUCUUCUAGAUUUUCCUUUCAAGCUUUUGCUUACCUUUGUAGUCCCAAAAAAAAAUAUUUUUAUACUACCAUUUAUACCUCAU